AUGUCAGAUCAUAUAAAAAGUAACACUCCAAGUUCAAGUACGCGUGGAGGAGCUCCUAUAAUAGGCAGUGGUAUCAACUCAACCUCCAGACAAUUGGCGUUGGAAAGAGAAUUAGCUCAAUUGAAUCGAAUCAAUUCAACUAUUGCUAAUCUUAUUCAAACGAUAAAGUUCACCAAUAAUAAUAUAAAUAAAUUGAAUGAUGCUAGUGAGAGUACACAUACGUUGUUGGAUCAAUGGAUUAGAAUACUAUCCCAGACCAAUUUCACUCAUGAUGUUAUAAAUGAUAAGGUAUGGAAGGGAGUUACACCAAAGGGUGACACAGAAGGUAUAGAUGGAGAAGAUGACGACGGAGAUGAUGAUGAAGAAGAUGAUGAUUUUGACGAUAAGUUACAAUUAGAACAAGAAUUAUUAAAACAAUUACAAUCAUUUGAUGCAGAGAAUGAUAAACUUGAACAACGAAUUGAAUCAAAGGAUUAUGAGAGGAGUAAUCAACUUAAUCGUGAUACAGAUUUGAAUAAUAAACGAAGACGAGAACUAGGACUUUCUCAAGCUGGUAAUAAUCCAAGAUAUAGAACUGUGGGUACACCUGCUAAAAGAAUAAGAGGUGCUCGUUAG
Messenger RNA from Scheffersomyces coipomensis, 615 nucleotides. It is a transcript of the gene DUO1, whose product is annotated as Duo1p. Bases 1 to 615 code for a protein of 204 amino acids. Lineage: Eukaryota; Fungi; Ascomycota; Pichiomycetes; Serinales; Debaryomycetaceae. Gene Ontology annotation, cellular component: mitotic spindle; DASH complex. The transcript has a single exon. The record is from RefSeq and is a predicted model, not a curated record. Gene Ontology annotation, biological process: mitotic cell cycle.